AUGACCAAGGACAGGUUCACCUGGAGUGGUCCAGACUCAUGGUAUAAUGACACAACAUCCAGCAAGAAGUUUUCUCUCCCUACGCCGCCAUCUUCAACGGGAGGCAUGCGUGGGUGCAUGAUCGUAGCUGAGAUAAGGGCCCGAACCAAAGUCAGCAGAGAGGAUGGAGACAUCCUAGCCUCUAGAUUUCCUGUGGACACCCAGGUGGCUUACAUACUGAGUCUGGGGGUGGUGAAGGAGUUCAGGAAACAUGGAAUAGGCUCCUUGCUGCUGGACAGUCUUAAGGAACACAUCUCCACCACGGCCCAGGACCACUGCAAGGCCAUCUACCUCCACGUGCUGACUGCUGACAACACACCACGGAGACCUGCUAUACACUUCUACCACAACAGAGACUUCACGCAGCAUCACUACCUACCGUACUACUACUCCAUACGAGGGGUGCUGAAAGACGGCUUCACAUACGUUCUGUACAUCAGGGGGCAUCCGCCCUGGACGCUCUUAUAUCCUUACUGCAAGGGGAUUGGACCCUCUGACUUCACUGACCCACCACCACUCGAACCUGGAAAGACUGAGGGCUGA
Salvelinus sp. IW2-2015 is the source of this 582-nucleotide messenger RNA. RefSeq names its product N-alpha-acetyltransferase 60, NatF catalytic subunit (gene naa60). Gene Ontology annotation, biological process: N-terminal peptidyl-methionine acetylation. Lineage: Eukaryota; Metazoa; Chordata; Actinopteri; Salmoniformes; Salmonidae. The record is from RefSeq and is a predicted model, not a curated record. Gene Ontology annotation, molecular function: histone acetyltransferase activity; protein-N-terminal amino-acid acetyltransferase activity. Gene Ontology annotation, cellular component: Golgi membrane.